Messenger RNA from Linum trigynum, 3781 nucleotides. Lineage: Eukaryota; Viridiplantae; Streptophyta; Magnoliopsida; Malpighiales; Linaceae. The record is from the annotation of a GenBank genome assembly.
CGGUACAACGAAUCCUUGGUUGUGAAUGGUGUGAGUCCCUUUAUCCAUGAACUGACUGUCUUACUUCUACUUUUUCUCAUGAUCCUGGCUUGAGUCUAGUACUCGCAUUGAGAGAGAUAGGGGACGUCUUAGAAGACCAGUUGACCUCGUAAGCUGCUAUAUGAUCUAGGAAAUCCUCUACCGAAGAUCGGGGUUGUAUGUUGCUAUAGAGCUCUGGAGAGCUGCAUUGGUUUGAGUUAGGUUUGCUUGGGGACAAGCAAACAGUUAAGUGUGGGGGGAUUUGAUGACUCGGUAUUUGCACAUGUUUUCCCCUUUGUUUCUUGAUUGUUUGAGCUUGAAUUAUCGUGUCUUUGGCCUAUUUUACGCUAGGUUGUGUUCCUUUGUCACAUUUCAGGUCCUAGCACAUAAAGUGAAGCAUAGGCGCAAGUUUCAAGUCAAUCAUAGAUCAAUUGACGAUUCGGGAGAAGAAACUCGGGUAUGACUUGAAGAAGAAUGGAUUUCUACCUCACUUUAUGGACAAAGAAUCAUGCAAGAUUGUCAUGAAAAUAAAGAGGACGAGACUACGAGCGUCUGGGAUCAAACGGCGACUGAUUCGGAGUCCGGACGAGGGAGAAACGAAGCAUUAAACAGAGGUUGAGCAAGCCACACGGGCACAACCCACACGGCCGUGUGACCUGGCCAUGUGGCCGUGUGGAAAUCACCGAGCCUUCACACGGGCAGCUGGGAAAGCCACACGGCCGUGUGGCCUGGCCGUGUGAGUCGGGAAUUGCUGUUUAAAACCCGAUUUUCAGCAAAAGGAAAGAGGGAGAGCUGGGUUUUGGAUCCCAAACACCCAAGGGACGAACCCUAGAGAGAGAGAGAGCGACUUAGGAACAUUCUUGGAGCUAUUUUGGAGGAUUUCUUCGCCAUUGGAGCUCGAGAAUCAAGCUUGGAGAUGGAGAUUGAAGAUCUAGAUCAGAUUUCUGCAGUCUCUCUCUUCUCUAUGGAGUAACUUCCCUUCACUUAGGUUUUGAGGAACCGUAGUUCCAUGAGUUAGGAUCUUUCUUGUAUGAAGCUUUGGAUGCUAUAUUGUUUGAUUUUAAUCGAAUGAUGCAUGUUUAUUGAGUCAAUUGAAGUCUGAUCAACUUUUCCUGAUUCCUGCUGCAAUCUGAGAUAGAUAGAAUCUGAUUAGGUUGCUAGAGUCUCAUCAUUCGGUAGUAGGAGAUUGGCUAUACGAGAGUUAGCCAGUUUACUGCUUUGUACUGGAAUCCAAUUCCAGUAGUGGAGUUCUGUGCUUAUUGCUUCACCUUUCUAUCCCGAUGAAGACUAGUCGUCUGCUGGAUAGUUAGACUGAGAGGGCUUGGUCAGCUUAAGAGAUUCCAAGCUACUGUCAGAUCUUCCGCAGUUUAAUCAACAGUAAAUCAACCAAAAGGAAUUACAACUUGGACCUAAUUGAGGAGCUAGGGGGAAUCAUACCUAAGUGAGUUCCCAAACUGUAAUUAGUAGUUUCACUUAGUUGAGCUAGUAGAGUAGUUUAGUUAAUCAACCCUUAAUCUAGUUUGCUAGAUAAUGAACUGAAGCUGAGUAAUAGUAACUCUAGGGACCCGUGGAUUCGAUAUUUAUUACUUGUGCCACUAUACUGCAGUCCCUUUCAUUGGUUACACUUGGCCAUUGUUAGGUGUUGUGUUUUAGAGCAUCACUAACCUCCCAUUAAAAAAGAUCCUAACCUCAAUGGAGGUAUCGGGACGGAUGGUGAAGUGGGCCGUUGAACUGUCAGAAUACGACAUCCAGUACGCUCCGCGUCCAGCAAUAAAGGCGCAAAUCCUGGCAGAUUUCAUUGCAGAAGGGGUAACCCUCGAGACAGCCCCAGGAGUGUGGGAAGUUUAUGUAGACGGCGCGGCAAGCAAGCAUGGCGACGGCGCGGGGGUAGUCGUGCGCACACCCUUAGGUGUUGUGCACGAAAUAGCGAUCCGGUUCAGAGCACUGAAGACAAACAACGCCGCCGAGUAUGAAGCCAUCUUGGCGGGAAUGGCGACUGCCAAGGACUUGGGCGCUAGAACAAUCAGAGUACUCUCCGACUCGUCGUUGGCUGUCAACCAACUGAAUGGAGCAUUCGAUGCCAAAGAAGAUGCCCUCGCGCAUUACAUGGAGCGCGUCAAGCAACAAGCAACCACCUUCGAGGCGGUGACAUACGUGCAGAUACCAAGAGAAGAAAACAUGCACGCUGACGCGCUAUCCAAACUGGAAACAACAACAAACUUCGAGUCUACACGCCUAGUGACGGUACAGAAGGAGGAAGAGGAAACCAAUCAAGAGCCCACGGUCAAUACCACCCAAAUCGCGGAAGACGACUGGAGAACCCCAAUCAUAAGGUUCUUACAAGACGGCGUGGUGCCAGAAGAUGCAAAAGAAGCAUGGGCCUUGAGGCAGAAGGCGGCCCGAUGCACGAUAAUUGGCCUGGACUUAUACCGACGAUCAUAUUCCGGAACAUAUCUCAAAUGCAUCGGGAACGACGAAGCACGCAACAUAGUGCGAGAGCUGCAUGAAGGAAUGUGCGCGAUGCAUGGCGGGGCGCGCAAUAUGGAGCGCACCAUACUGUUACACGGGUACUAUUGGCCGCGUGUGAAAAAAGAUACAAAGAAGUAUGUCGACGAAUGCAACAAGUGUCAAUUACAUGCGCGCCAACACCACCUCCCAUCGACCGAGUUCCAAGGCAACCUGAGCACCUGGCCCUUCGCACAAUGGGGAGUAGACCUUCUGGGCCCAUUCCCAACAGCAAAAGGGAAGCGCAAGUACAUAAUAGUGGCGGUGGAUUACUUUACCAAGUGGAUCGAGGCGGAGGCACUGGCCUCUAUAACGGCGCACCAGGUAACCCGCUUCUUAAAAAAUAAUAUCCUGGCGCGCUACGGAGUCCCGAACGCAUUCAUCUUCGAUCAUGGCAAACAGUUUGACUGCGCGGAGGUCAUAGACUUCUGCGACCAAGUGGGAACCAUCGCGAGGUUCGCAUCGGUAGCCUACCCCCAGGCCAACGGCCAAGCGGAGGCAGCCAACAAGUCCAUCUUACACGGCCUCCAUACGAGACUAGGCGACGCCAAGGGAAACUGGGCGGAUGAGCUCAACAAGGUGCUAUGGGCGCAUCGCACCACCUACAAAGUAGCAACGGGCGAAACCCCGUUCGCGCUGACCUAUGGCACAGACGCGGUUAUACCCAUAGAGGUUACAUUCCCAGCAUACCGGGUCAUGGCGUACAAUGAGACAGACAACGACGAGGCACGACUGCUGGACCUAGAGCUAGCGCAAGAACGACGAGAGUUGGCAGCCAUCAAACUAGCCGCAACUAAAGCUCAAGUAGCCAAAUACUAUAACGCGAAACUGGUCCCGCACAAAUUGGCGCUCGGAGAUCAAGUACUUCGCAGGAACUUCCGCCCCGACCCCAAACAUGGCAAGCUCGCAUCAACAUGGGAAGGCCCAUACCUAAUCCGAGAGGUUGUCGGCGCCAAUACCUUCAAGCUCAGCGAAUUGGGGGGCAACAAAAUUCCAAGAACAUGGAACGCGUAGAAUCUCAGGAAGUAUCAUUGCUCAAGUUAAUGUAACAUUUGUGCACGGCCACAAGAAAUCAGUAAUAAUAUUGGCUUCCCAGUCACUCGCGCUCUCACAGUUCGAAAGAACAAAAAAUAGCAAUAACUAUGAGUUAUUCGCGCCCCCCUUAGUUCGAAAGAACAAAAAAUAGCAAUGACUAUGAGUUAUCUGCGCCCUUACAGUUCGAAAGAACAAAAAAUAGCAAUAACUAUGAGUUAUUCGC